Cyprinodon tularosa is the source of this 3548-nucleotide messenger RNA. RefSeq names its product golgi membrane protein 1 (gene golm1). Gene Ontology annotation, cellular component: Golgi apparatus. The transcript is spliced from 11 exons. Lineage: Eukaryota; Metazoa; Chordata; Actinopteri; Cyprinodontiformes; Cyprinodontidae. The coding region runs from base 188 to 1399 and encodes 403 amino acids. The record is from RefSeq and is a predicted model, not a curated record.
CACACAGACCGUUCAGGUCAGGCUGUUAGUAUGACAGUAAUGGAUACGAGCUUCUGAGGGCUGCAGCUUUGAAGGGUUUCUGAAGACGUGACUUCCCUUUUUAAAAAGAUUACCAUUGAUAAAUUCCUAAACUUUACAAUUUGAAAUCUAGUUUUGUUUUUCGUUCAUAUUUGGUUUGUAGAAUACCAUGGGUGGGCUGGGGAACGGUCGGCGAGGAGGAAGAGCCCCCUCUCUGAUGGUUGCUGCCCUUAUUGCCUGUGUCUUGGUUUUGGGCUUUAACUACUGGGUGUCCAGUUCUCACACCCUUGAGCUCCAGACGAGGCUGAAUGAGCUGGAAGGCCAGUUGCGGCGUGGAGAGGCUGAGCGAGGAGUAGCGGAUAUGAAGAAGAAGAAGGAGUUUGAGGACCAGAUCCAGAAGCAGAUGCAGCAUAUUAAUCACAUUGAAAGCCUUCAUAAGAAAGAACUAGAUGAUGUCCAUAACACCUAUACCCAAGAGAAGGUUAAACUACAGGACAGUAUUUCCUCCAGUGCCAGAACCAUAGAAGAACUUAAAGGUCAGCUGAAUCGGCUGAACGACGACCUGGGGAAGCUUCAGAAAGAGCUGCAAAGUUGCCAAACCAACACAGCCAACCUCAGCAAUAAAUUCACUGCUGACAUGGCACACUGUCAGUCCCAGGUCCUUUCCCAAAAGAAGCUGUGUGACGAGAAAUUAGUUGCAGUUAAAUUAGAAGUUCAGAAGAAUAUGCAGAAAGCUUUUCUUCCUCCAGGUGAUCCAGUACAGGAAACCACAGAGAAUGGAGCAGUGAAAGAAGAGCCAACAGUGAAGGCUGUUCCCAGUGAGGCUGGAACAGCAGCUGUUGUGAGCAAUGAUACAAGCAUCCCUCAGGACAAACGAGAUAAAGCUCCUGAGUUGCUUAGCAACGAAAUCAACGUUGAUAAAGUCUCCUCAGAACAGCCUCCAACUGAUGACCUUCCUAAGGUCGAGUCCCAGACUGUUUUAUCCACCGAUUCAAAGACUCAGACCAAGCAGCAGAAAAAAGAGGCCAAAACGGAAGAAACUGAAGCUACAACUGGUAAAGGUUUGACAGACAAACUGGCAGCUGAUAAAGACAUGGAGGUGAUGGACGCUCACGAGGAAGGUGCCAAGGCUAAUGAAGCAGAUCCUGGAAUUGAGGAUAUGCUGAUUGGUCAAGGGAAAGCAGAUGAGGCAGCUAUUGGUGAGAACCAGGAGGAACAGGAUGAGUAUGACGACGAUGACGAGCAAGUAGUUGGUGGGGCUGAUCUGGAGAAAGAACGGAGAAAUAGAAACAUGGAGGAUGAAAUGGCGGACUACAAUGGAGACGAUGACAACGAAGGGGAGUUUGAAGCCGACAAACAAGCUGCACUUGCUCAGUUUUAAGACAAAUAUCUCCCGUACAGUGAACAGAAGGUGUCCACCACAGCCCAACACCUUCACAGAGCAAUGAAACAAACUCAGCGAAAACCAAACCAAGCUGCAGAGUUUUUAUGGUUUUCUUAAAGCCUACCAGUUUACCUUUUGUUUUCUCCUUUUGACCAAUUGUCAUGUGUCUUCUCAUUCUUCUUUUUUUUUUUCUUUUUCAAACAUCUCGUCAGUCGUCCUAGCGGAUGUUAAACAUGACUGAAGUCGUCUCAAGACUUGACGCCAUUUGAGCCACAUUGAGGUGAACUAAAAUGAGAAGAUUUUGCUUACAUGCUUAAAUAUAUAUUAUGGUCACUGGAUAGUAGGUGUUAAUUAUUAAUAUAUAUAUAUAAAAAAAAAAACUAAAAAAAAAACUAAGAUGAGCUUUAGGAUCCACAUGGUUCCUGUGAUACACAUCGCCCAGCAGAGGGCGCCGUAUUACAGCUCUAAAUAUAGCAUCCUUAACAAAGUUUCAAAGUUCUCUUGGAUGUUUUCUCCAGAAACACUUUUUUUUUUAAUUUACUUUAAGUCAGUAUUCCCUAAUCCCUAAAUCUGACCUUCCUGUAAGAGAAGGAAAUUAAGGUUCCCAUUUGUAGUUAUUAUGUUACUUUUUUUUGAUACAAAAGGGGUGUAUGACUUUGGUUUAUUUAACGGUUAUUUCUUAAAAACAAGUAAAUAUAUCUAGAAAAGCGGCUCCUAUACAGGAAUAUUCCAAUGUUUUGCUGCAAACAUUUUUAUUUCAAAACAUUUAUAUUGAGUAAGAAACUCCAUAUGAAUGUAGAAAUGUUCAACCAUUUCAUUUGGAACAAGCUUUUCAUUCUGAGCUGCAUUUAAUUCUGCAAAACACGUCAUGUUUUUUUUUCAUUUUGCAUACAUGCCAUUUUGCAGCUUUGUAAGUCAUCAGUAAGGUGGGAAAACUUGAAAAUAGGAGACGCUGGGAAUGCUCAUCUCGCUGCUCUAAACUAGUAGUUUUGUGUCAACGUCUGAAGCUGCCGACAGCGUGGAAGUUAAACGAACACGGUCUGCUGCAUCUGUGUUUACAGCCGGCAGGGACUUCUAAGCAUUGCUGUAAUAUAACUGUAAAAAUUUACACAAAGCAGGAACAUUGUGUUGUGCUUUGUGGCUCAUUGAAGCCAGUAGAAGUGAUCUGCAACUCUGUGGUGCGUUUGUGCAAUUCAGAGUGAAGCAACACUGAGUGGAAACUGGGGAAGUGCAAAUAUUAAUAACUAGUUCUAGGCACCAAGGUAACAGAAUGUCAUUUAUGUAUUGAAAGAAACUCGGUCACCUUGUAAUUUCAGCAGGACAACAUAUGUAUUUUCUUUUUUGUUAAGUGUCUCUGUGAUAUAGAUGUGUUGAGGUAGAUUUUAAUUUGCGUAAUGCUUUAUCAUCAGCUGUCUGUUCCAAGAGUGCAGUAAUCGUGUAGGUAGUUUUGUUCCUGGAAUGCUCUUUGCAUAUCUAGAUGACUCCCUCUGGAGGCUGUAACUGUUUUUUUUUUUUUUUGUAUUUAAGUUAAGAUGGUGUGCAGCUGGCGGAGCAAGUUAGAUCAUUAUUCAGUGAAUAAAAAAAAUGUAAAUAAAAUGUACACUUUUUCUAUUCAAACCUUUCUGCAUCAUUUUUAAACUGAUAAAAAUGUUAUGUUGAAGAUCUGCUGAUGGUUCAUUUGGUUUCUUUUUUUCAUAAUGCAAAGAAAGAAAAAGUCACUUUAACGGAAGAUGACUAGAAAGUAGAGGUGGUGACUGAUUCAAAGUGACAUACCGUCUGAAGAACAAUGAUUAAUAAUGUUUGUCUUAACAAUAAAGCCUUGAUGGCAACAUGCCAACAAAACUUCUUUAGCACCAGAUCGUUUGCUUCUCGUCUUUUUCUGUAUUUUUUUAUGUUGUUUAUGGAAAACAUAUUUACUUUCCUUUUAGUUGCUUUGACUUUUAAUAAUGUAACUUUAUUAUAGUUUUAUGACUUGAAUAAUCAUUUCCUUUAUUAAUAGUAGAGAACAUUUUUUUUUAAAUUCAUAUUACACUUUGUGAAUUUAUUUUAUUGCAUUUUUUUUCUGUAUUCCUGAGCAAAACAAUUUUCUCGUUCAAAAUUUGUAUAUUUUGUUUGAUUCACAUGGAAAUAAAAAAAUGAAAAACAA